AUGUCUGAAGUACAAGGAACGGUUGAGUUUUCUGUAGAGCUUCAUAAAUUCUAUAAUGUGGAUCUUUUUCAGAGAGGGUAUUACCAGAUCCGAGUGACCUUGAAGGUGUCCUCCAGGGUCCCCCACAGACUGAGCGCCUCCGUCGUUGGGCAGACAGAGGACAGCAGCCUGCACUCGGCCUCUGCCCACGAGACCACCGUGCACAGCCGCGUCUUCCAGAUCUUGUACCGGAACGAGGAGGUGCCCAUAAGCGACGCGGCCGUCUUCCGAGCACACCUGCUCCUGGAUGGUGAACGGGUGGAAGAGGCACUGAGCGAAGUCGAUUUUCAGCUCAAGGUGGACCUGCACUUUACGGACAGUGAGCAACAGCUGCGGGGCGUGGCAGGGGCCCCCGUGAUCAGCAGCCGGACGCUCGGCCUGCACUUCCAUCCCUGCAGAGGCUUGCACCACCAGGUCCCCGUCAUGUUCGACUACUUCCACCUGUCGGUGAUCUCCGUGACCGUCCACGCCGCCCUGGUGGCUCUGCAGCAGCCCCUGAUCAGUUUCACUCGUCCGGGAAGAGGCUCCUGGCUUGGGAAGGGCAGCUCCGACUCGGGACCGGAACAGUCCAGCCUGUCCCUGGAGAGCCUGGUCUUCGGCGCUGGAUACUGCAAGCCCACGUCCUCAGAGGGGAACUUCUACGCACCCUCCGAGAACUGCAUGCAGCGCGCUUACAAGUGGCACCGGGGGCUGUGCCUCCUGCUGCUCCGUGCCUACCGGGGACUCCGCGCCUACUUCCUGCUCAUCAUGAGGGAUGUCCCCGAGCUGCCGCACCUGGAGCUGGAGUCCCUCGCUGUGGAGGCAACGCUGGCCCGGCUGUGCUCGGAGCUGCAGGUGCUGAACACUCCGGAGAGGGUGGCCGAGCAGAUAAGUAAGGACCUCGCCUGGCUGGCUUCCCACCUGAUGGCACUGUGGACCCAGUUCCUGGACACGGUGACUCUGCACUCCCAGGUGACCUCCUACCUCACGCAGGAGCACCACACCCUGAGGGUCCGAAGGUUCUCCGAGGCUUUCUUUUACAUGGAACACCAAAAACUUGCGGUCCUGACCUUCCAGGAAAAUCUGACCCAGUCCCACAGCCAGCUGUCCUUGGACAUCCGGAGCUCGGAGUACCUGAGCACCAUGCCCCCGCUGCCCGCCGAGUGCCUGGACAUCGACGGCGACGGCAGCACCCUGCCCGUCAUCUUCGAGGACAGAUACGUGGACUGCCCUGCCACAGGGCACGGUUUGAGUGUCUACUCUAAUUUCGAUGUUCCAGCAGUGAGUCCCACAGAAAUGAGUCUAAAUGACAGCGAAGGGAGCCAGACCGUCGGCAGGAUGCCACCUCUGAGGAGACGCCUCCUCGUGCCCGCCCUGCAACCAGCCCGGAGGGACUCUGAGGAGCAGGGCACGGGCCCUCCGGCGCCAGGAGGGGACGGGGCCGCCCUAGGCCAGGCAGACGUGCGCUCGGAAUCUCAGGUGCAUCUGAUGGUCGGUGAGUCCCGGAGCCGAGCAGCCUCGCCUGACGAUGCGUGUUGGACGGGCCACAGGCCUGAUGCCGGAAUGCGGUCACGGGCCGAUGGCGACCUGCCCGGGGGGAGUCCCAACCCAGAAGACGGCCAGGGCCCCGCGCCGGCCUGCACUGACGUGGCGUCUAGCGAUAAGCUCCCCUGCACAGCCGAGCCCACGGUGGUCCUUAGUGGGAGUGGGCGCGUCCCAGAUCACCCUGAAUCCGACAGAACUCUGCCGAGCAAAGGGGCAGCACGGGGGAGUCGUCCAAACUCUCCAGACAAAGCAGCGCUCCACGAGUCAAGAGCUCUAGGGAGGGGAGCAGACCCAGAGGGUAAGACGGGGCUGCCGAGUCUGAAGCUCUUCCCCAGUGACCCUUGUGAGCCCCGGAACCCUACUUGGAGGGAUCCCCUGGAGGUCAGGGGUUCCCCGAAGGCCUCCCACGCCGAGGAGCAGGAGGGAGCGUCGGUGCUGUCGGGCGUCAUCAAGAGAUCUUCCUCCAUCAUCUCCGACUCCGGCAUUGAGAGUGAACCAAGCUCCGUGGUCUGGUCCGAGGCCCGAAGCAGGGCCCUGGAGCUGCCCGGCGACCGGGAGGUCCUGCACCUGCUGGUCCGCAGACACGCCCAGCACAGGGACUCCCUGGAGGGACACACGGAGAGCAACACCAGCUUGCCCAGCGGGACCCAGGCCUCCCUCACCUCCAUCAGCUCUUUGCCCUUUGAGGAGGAGGAGCGGGAGUUGGCGCUCACCAAACUGACCAAGUCGGUGUCAGCACCCCAGAUCAGCAGCCCAGAGGAGUCUGCCGAGGACGCGGGCACCACGCGGCGAGAGGGCGGCCCCGCUGGAGCUCCAGCCGGGCACCCCCAGAGCACGGAACCCCCGGGACACUGCAGCCGGCCCAGGAGUGGGGGCUCUGGAGCCCAGGACACUGGGGCCAACCGUGCCCUCGUGGGGCUGACUUCAGGUGCUGACAGCCAGCAGGGCCCUGGUUACACAGACGUCCCCAAAGACAAAGAGCUUCACCUGGAUCCUCCAGGACCCUGUUGUCUUGACAGCAGGGCUGAGAGCCCUCCGGGCGUUGAAACCAAAGGUCUUAAUUUAAAAACACCACUUGGCACAGCGCUGGACAGCCCUGGGAGCAGAGCCUUUCCCGGGGCAGGGAUGGAGACCCCCGAGGGCACGGCCCAGGCCCUGACUGUGGGGGGAGGGGCUCUUUCCAACAGCCACAGCUCAGCGGUCGAGAGCCUUGCUGGCCAGAAGGUGCUGGACCUGAGCGGUACGUCAGCGGGUGAGACCAUGGACCUGGAUGCCACAGGGGAGGGGAGCAGCCCUCCUUGCGUGGCGGAGGAGACGGCACCAGGCAGAGGGGCGGACGCCCUCCGGGACGUGGGACCUCAGGCAGGCACGGUGGGCUCCGCUGUGCCUCACGCCACUCACUCCCAGGUUCUGGGACCCCAAGAGCCCAGGGCAGGCGCUUCCAUCACGGGGUCCCCCCUGAGUCCUGCAGAGACCUUCUCUUCGGACAGUCUGAAGGCCGUGGAGGUCGUCAACUUAUCCGUGUCCUGUACGGCCACGUGCCUCCCGUUCUCGUCUGUGCCCAAAGAGACCCCUGCCAGGGCUGGCUUCUCCUCCAGACAGACCCCCUUCCCCAUCACGCAUCAACCGCUGGGUUCCUUUGGGGUUGUCUCCACCCAUUCCAGCCAGCUGGAGGACGAGGUCAGCGAGAGGAUGUUCAGUUUCUAUCAGGCCAAAGAAAAAUUUAAAAAAGAACUGAAGAUUGACGGAUUUCUGUACAGUGACCUGUCUGUACUCGCCUCUGACACACCGUAUUUCCCACCAGAGGAAGAGGAGGAGAAUUUGGAAGACGGGAUUCACCUGGUGGUCUGUGUCCAUGGCCUGGACGGCAACAGUGCAGACCUCAGGCUGGUGAAGACUUUCAUAGAACUGGGGCUCCCUGGCGGCAAACUGGACUUCCUCAUGUCCGAGAAGAAUCAGAUGGACACGUUUGCAGAUUUCGACACCAUGACGGAUCGGUUGUUGGAUGAGAUCAUUCAGCACAUUCAACUCUACAACCUCUCCAUAUCCCGCAUCAGCUUCAUCGGCCAUUCUCUCGGCAACAUCAUCAUCCGAUCGGUCCUGACGAGGCCCCGGUUCCGGUAUUACCUCAGCAAACUUCACACGUUCCUGUCGCUGUCCGGGCCUCACCUGGGGACCCUGUACAACAGCAGCACCCUGGUCAGCACAGGCCUGUGGCUCAUGCAGAAAUUGAAGAAGUCUGGCUCCCUCCUGCAGCUGACCUUCAGGGAUAACACUGACCUUCGCAAGUGUUUCCUCUACCAACUCAGCCAGAAGACGGGUCUGCAGUAUUUCAAAAACGUCGUGCUGGUGGCCUCGCCCCAAGACCGCUACGUGCCGUUUCACUCCGCCAGGAUCGAGAUGUGCAAGACCGCCCUCAAGGACAGGCACACGGGGCCCGUGUACGCGGAGAUGAUCAACAACCUGCUGAGCCCGCUGCUGGGCGCCAAGGACUGCACGCUCGUCCGCCACAACGUGUUCCACGCGCUGCCCAACACGGCCAACGCGCUCAUCGGCCGCGCCGCCCACAUCGCCGUGCUGGACUCCGAGCUCUUCCUGGAGAAGUUCUUCCUGGUGGUGGGGCUCAACUACUUCAAGUAG
Molecule: messenger RNA, 4203 nt
Organism: Molossus molossus (Pallas's mastiff bat)
Lineage: Eukaryota; Metazoa; Chordata; Mammalia; Chiroptera; Molossidae
Gene: FAM135B
Product: family with sequence similarity 135 member B
Exons: 19
Coding region: 1-4203 (1400 amino acids)
Source: RefSeq, a predicted model, not a curated record